AUGGAGAAACUCCGUCUUCCAACCUUCAAAGGUCUCUCUGACCCUUCUACUCACGUCACGUCUUUCAACAUAGCGAUGCGACGCGCAAACCUAACCGACGAAGACAAAGACGCCGGCUUUUGCCAACUCUUCGUCGAAACCCUAGAAGGACCGGCCCUUACUUGGUUCACCGGCCUCAGAGAAAACUCCGUCGACUGUUUCCACGACCUCUCAACGGCUUUCCUUAAGAAUUAUAUCAUGUUCACCAACCAGGAAGCGACCGUGUCAGAUUUGUGGAACCUCACUCACGCCAGCGGCCAAAGCCUCCGCGACUUCGUGGAGAAGUUCAAAGCUAUUGUCUCAAAGAUUGAUAUUCCCGACCAUAUCGCCGUCGAAUCUUUGAUGAACACCUUGCACAUCGACUCCACAUUCCGUCAGGAUCUCUACCGAUACCCGACAAAAUCUGUCUCCGAUGCCAUCGCUCGCUCGCACAACUUUAUCCGUAUGGAAGAAGACACAAGAGCAAAGUUCGUAAAAGAAGCAGCAGCGAAACAGCGACCCGCCCGAACAAACGACACCCACCCCGAGCCCCGCCAGCACUCCUCCGGUGGAAAUACCACUCAGAAGCGAGGCUACGUUAGCUCGGUCGGUGAUGAGGAAUCUCCAAAAUCAGCAGCCAUCACGCGAGAGAAAGGCUGGAACCACUGGGAUCGAGACUCCGCUCCGAAGCAGUCAAGCUCAUCCGAACCAGCGAGUUCAAACUCCGAGGAGCCAAAAAAAUGGUGCCUCUACCACAAAAGGGAUUCCCAUGAUACGAAGGAAUGCAAGGUCCUCAUCGGGCAGUUUUUCGACGGGAUCACUAAUGGGACAAUCCAAAUGCCCACGUCUCCUACGACACCGAAAAACACCAAAAGCUGGAGUAAGAACAAGGAGAAGAAGGCACAAAAGUCUCAAAAGAACACGGCCCCGAGCGAGGAAAGAGCAAGCCCUGAGCGCACUCCCGUCAACAACGUCGGCCCCGCCAACGAUUCGUCAGAAGACGAACACCCGCGUCGCCGGCGACGAGUGGAAGUCAUACUCUCUCGCCCUUGUGACUCCUCUGAUGAUGACGUCCCGACAGUGCAACCAGAUCUGCGCGAUAAAUUGGACAGCAAGGAUAAGCAGUCUCUCGCUCCUUCGACAACAGAUAAAGACCUGCGCAUUCUAUUGAAGCGAAAGAGCGCCGCGAACGAAAGCACAGGAACCGCCGACCUCCGUGCGACCAUCUCAAAGUGCAACGCCCGGAGAGUCGGUCAAAUUGGCGACCUUCGUGACCAGCUCAAUUCGAAGGCCGGCGACCUGCGGAUCCAACUAAACCACAACAAGGGCGUCCACAUGCCACAUAACGAUCCACUCCUCGUCGACCUUGACAUCGGUGAAUGCCUAGUCGCAAAAGUCCUUAUUGAUACCGGCAGCUCAGUCGACCUCAUCUUUCGCGACACACUAGACAAAAUGAGAGUUGAUUUUAGGGAGAUGAAGCCUUCCUCUCGCACGCUCACCGGCUUCAACGGAGCCUCGGAGGAAAUGAUCGGGACAAUUCGUCUUCCAGUAUACGCAGGUGGUAUAACCCGCACCGUCAAGUUCUCCGUCAUCCGCGCCAAAGCACCUUAUAAUGCCAUACUCGGAACACCAUGUCUGCAUUCCAUGAAAGCCGUUCCUUCGACUUAUCAUCAAUGCGUCAAGUUUCCCGGAAAAGACGGCAAAACACAGACGAUUCGGGGAGAUCAACAAGCUGCGAGAGAACUACUGAUCGCAACUGUAAAGAUGCAGCAACAGGCUUCCCUUGUCAACUCCGUCAGUAAACCACUCCACAAGAUAUACCCCCAAAAGGAGGAAGUUCGCGAAGUCGCAAUCGAUGAGUCAGACCCGACGAAAAUCAACCGAGUUGGCGUCUACCUGUCCGACGACAUAUGUUCAAGGAUCAUCUCUUUCAUCAACGACAACGCCUCGACGUUCGCCUGGAAGGCUUCCGACAUGAAGGGGAUCGACCCCGCAGUUACCUCCCAUGAACUGCACGUCGACCCGACGUUCAAACCCGUCCGACAGAAGCGACGAAAACUCUGUCCAGAACGAUCUAAAGCCGUAAACGAAGAAGUCGACAGGCUCCUCGACGCGGGUUUCAUUACCGAAGUCCGAUACCCCAAAUGGUUGGCUAACCCGGUUGUCGUCAAAAAGAAAAACGGCAAAUGGCGCAUAUGCGUCGACUUCACGGAUCUCAACAAGGCGUGCCCAAAGGACAGUUACCCACUCCCUCAUAUCGAUCGUCUCGUCGAAUCAACUGCUGGAAUCGAGGCUAACCCCAAGCAGAUCUCAGCGAUCCUCGACCUUCCAAGCCCAAAAAACAGCCGCGAAGUACAGCGACUAACCGGACGCAUAGCAGCUCUCAACAGGUUCAUCUCGCGAUCAACCGAUAAGUGUCUUCCCUUCUACGAGCUACUAAGGGGCAAUAAGAGAUUCGUCUGGGACGAAAAGUGCGAGGAGGCGUUCAAUCAACUCAAGCAUUACCUCACAACCCCCCAGUACUAUCGAAGCCAGAAGCCGGCGACACAUUGUCUCUCUACAUAG
Messenger RNA from Brassica napus (rape), 2583 nucleotides. RefSeq lists its product as uncharacterized. Lineage: Eukaryota; Viridiplantae; Streptophyta; Magnoliopsida; Brassicales; Brassicaceae. The coding region runs from base 1 to 2583 and encodes 860 amino acids. The record is from RefSeq and is a predicted model, not a curated record. The transcript has 3 exons.